This is a messenger RNA of Ailuropoda melanoleuca (giant panda), 1562 nucleotides long. Its product is annotated as EF-hand calcium-binding domain-containing protein 1. Gene Ontology annotation, molecular function: calcium ion binding. The annotation marks the transcript as partial. Lineage: Eukaryota; Metazoa; Chordata; Mammalia; Carnivora; Ursidae. The transcript has 6 exons. The record is from RefSeq and is a predicted model, not a curated record.
CAGGAGAUUACUGACUCAAUGAAAUGAUCCAAUAGAUAUUUGAACAAAUUUGAAGUAGAGUGUCUCCUAAGAGUUUUUCACAGCUUGGUGGAAAAAGCUAAUGUAAGACUAAAUAACUUUGGUCUAGAUCGUAAUGCGUUUCGAGCGAUCCUGCACAGUAUAUUUGGAAUGACUGAUGAUAUGCUAAUGAAUAGGGUAUUUUUUGCAUUUGACAAAGACAAUGAUAACUGCAUAAAUGCGAAAGAGUGGGUUAAAGGAUUAUCAGUGUUUCUUCGAGGGACUUUUGAAGAAAAGCUUAAGUUCUGUUUUGAAGUUUACUAUUUGAAUGGUGAUGGUUAUAUUUCUCGAGAAGAGAUAUUUGACAUGUUGAAGAACAGUCUACACCAACAGACAUCUGAAGAAGAGACUGAUGAAGGAAUAAAAGAGUUGGUAGACAUAACGCUGAAGAAAAUGGAUUAUGACAACGAUGGCAAGAUAUCUUUUGCAGACUUUGAAAAAGCAGUAAAAGAAGAAAGACUUUUGUUGGAGGUGUUUGGACCACGUUUGCCAGAAGCAAAGGUACAGUGCCAAUAGCUCAAAUUGGUUAAGAGAAAAUUUUGAGGGAUCAGAAAGUAAUACUUGGUAGACAACUCAUCUCUCUAGGGGCUUUGGCCCGCUGCUGAAGUUCAGGCACCCAUGAGGGUCUCAGCUCCGUCCUUGUUUUGGGGCCCAACAAUAGUGACUAUUUAUUAUAUUCAACAGAUUUUUGAGCUUAUAACAUCUUUAGCUAUAUACAAUUCCUGAUUUCUUAUAUGUUAAUAUUAUUUUCCCAAAGAAACUAGGGUAUAUUGGCUUGCUUAAGGGAUAGAACACUGAAAAGUGUAUUCAGCAAAUACCCACCAUAAACUGCUAGGACAAACGUGGUCUCUUUCAACCCAAAUAUUGUCAAACAAUGAGAAUGAUUAAGUUUCAAAAAUCUUGGACACAUUUAAAGUACUUUAUAGUAUUUGUGCUCAUGAAGGUUUUUCAUGUAUUUGACAAAAGUUUUCUGAGCCAGAAGAGCCAGCCUAAUGACUGAUUUGCCACAUUAAUAUUUUCUUUAAUUCUUCCUUUGGUCAGCUGCUUUGCAAACCUGUAGAAACUUGUUAUUCUCUGUAGUAAUUUGGAUGACAAUUUUGUACAUGAACUUGCAUAAUGUUAAGCUCUCCUGAGCUAUCUCAGCUCAUUUCUCUAACUUGUCCCCUUGUAGUUUAUUCCCACAUUUUAAUUCUGCCUGGAACUAUAUAGUAAAAUGCAAUGUGUGAAAGGCAGACUUCUCAUUCUGAGACUGGGGCGGGGGGCGGGGAACAGGACAGAAUGGACUGGAGUGGAGUAACUACUUAGGUCAGGUGAACACCAACAGCCCUUCAGUCGCUCCCAGAAUUCAGUAGCCAAGUUAUCGAGAGCCUUGCUACUCCGCAUAGUCUGUGCACGAGCGGCAGUGGUGUCACCAGUAACUUGUGAGAAACGUAGAAUCUCAGGCCCCACCCCAAACCAAAUGCUUCAGAAUCUUUUCUUCCUUCCCUUUCUUUUUUCCUUCCCCU